This is a messenger RNA of Cololabis saira (Pacific saury), 1857 nucleotides long. It is a transcript of the gene axdnd1, whose product is annotated as axonemal dynein light chain domain containing 1. The record is from RefSeq and is a predicted model, not a curated record. Lineage: Eukaryota; Metazoa; Chordata; Actinopteri; Beloniformes; Belonidae. The transcript is spliced from 16 exons.
AUGGAGGAAGGUCUUCAAGAACUCCAGACAGAGAAGACAGAGAUGCUGCAGAAGAUCUUCAAUUUAGAGAAGAAAAUUAAACAAUUUGAAGAAGAAAAGAAAACCUUGGAGAUGGAGAAAUCUAUGAAAGAUCAAUACAAGGUUAAAAUGAAGAAAAAAAAAGCAUCUGCAGCAGAAGCAAAAGUGACUCCUCAGGUCUCAGCAGAGGGUGUUAGGAAACAACUGCCUCCUCUCAAACAUUCAGGCAUCCCACAAGAAUUCCUGAUCAGCCUCACCUCCGCCGUCCACUGGAACCCACAGAGCUCUGUACACCAGCAGUACUGCAAGGAAUGUGGGUUCAGACGUCCAGAUGCCGUCUGGAACCAUCCACUUGGCCGUAAGAAAUACCAAUUUCUCCUGGAACAGCCGACGCCGCUGGCAGGAGCCCGCAGAGAUGUUUCCUUCCUGUGUGAUAAAGUGGUCAACCAGAGUAAGAUAGCGCCUCUCCCACCACUGACUGACAGGAGUUGCCAUGGUGACAGACAGGUGAGCUGAGUCAAAUCAAGUAUGAUCUCAGAAGAAUAUCACGUUGUGGAAAAUAAAGGGAUGCACUUCCUUGAGUUCUAUGAAGAUGCAUUUACGGUGCAGCUGCACGAUGAAGAAGAUAAGCUGCAGGUUUUUCCCUCACUGAGGCCCAGCGGAAGACUGGAAGCAGUGAAACUGAUGAGGAUUAUGGACGACAUGUUGGAGAAAGCCAGUGUGGAUUGGCAGAGUGGUGAGAUGACUGACCUCUCCCAGCUGGAAGGUUUGCUUCAGCAAGAUAAGGAUGAGCAGACUAUCUACAACAGUUUUUUCUAUGAACUGAUCAGGCAGGUUAGUCUGGGUUGUGCUGAGAGAGGACAAAUGCUCUCCAAGAUCAGACAGCACUACCAGGAUCUGCUGGAUAAGUUCCUACGCCGUCUGAUGUUUUUAUACAACGAGGCGGUGGCACAGCGGGCUCAGAAUCGCCGGCUCAUUGAGGAAAUCUGCCGCAUUCAAACAUCCAUGCAGCAGCUAACAAAGCUAAUGCCCACAAUUAGAGAGUUUUUUUGCAGUCAGGAGCAGAACUUUCGCCAGGAGAUGGCUGAGACGAUCAGACAGACUCAGAUCAGUAUUAUCCAGUAUUACCAAGAGCUGUGUGAGCUGAAUAGAGCUAAUCUGGAGGCUCAUCUGCUUCAAAUGAGUGAAGACAGAGAGCGCUGGAGCCAGCUCAUCCUCAGCCCUGCCUUACAGAUGAGUAAAGAUGCCUCACCAGAACGUACAACAGAAGAAGUCAAAGAGGUCGGAGAUGAGCAUGAGGCAACGCCAAGUCAGGUCUUGCAUCAAAGGAAGCCUCCUGUUGUUUUGCUGAGGCUGCAUGAGGCGGACGAGGUAAACAUGAAGGCUGGUGUUGUUGUCCAGCAGGAGGAGCUAACGGUUCGUGACAGCCCUGUGGUGGAACUGAUGGGCUUUGAUGGAGACAUCACUCAAAAGAAGCUGGGGGAGAGCCGAGUGCACUUGACAGGGACCGAUGAGAUGGUCGUGUCUCCGCUGACAGAAGAAGCUCAGAGAGCUUUUAGCAAUCUGACCACAGUGGAAAUGCUACAGCGGGAACUGCUGGACUCUGAGGUGCGAGUAAAGGAUGCCGAGCAGCGAGCCCUGGAUGCUGAGGACGCCCUGAAGGCAGCACUGGACAGGAUUCAAGACCUGGAGGGAGAACAGCAGUGUCGCCCCCAUGUGGAGCCCAAGAGCAUUAAAGAGAAAAAGAAAACAUCACCAAAAGCAACAUUACCAGCUCCUUCAAAAGAAUCAACUCCAGAUCCAGAAAACAGAAAGAAAAAGACCAAGAAGAAGAAAUGA